AGUUAUAUUAUCUGUGACUCAUGCACAGCUGCUUUUGACAAUUUAAAAUUUGAUUGUUUACAUUUUCCCAAAUUGUUUUUUAAAAUUAUUGUGCAAGAUCUUCUAAAUUUUUCGUAUUGAUCUAAUAUGUUUCCACGACUAAAUAGGAACAUUUUAGGGAGGCUCCUUCCGAACCUCAUGUCUCAGACGAUACGUUCGCUUGCCAUCAAUGAGAAAGUCCAGGGCAGCGACUACGUCCUCAGGAUUGCCGUGGACCCGUUCACGGAGAGUGACUGUAAAGUCAAGGUGGAACAGGGUGGCGUCAGAGUCGUGGCGAAGAGGGGAGAGAAGACAGGGAUAAACGACUGGAGCCACGAAAUGGAUAUCGUGUUCCCUCUGCCCCCUGGAGUUGGACAAAACACAGUCCAGACCAAGUUUGAACAAGGAGCUAUUUUUGUUACUGGAGUAACUAAAUAAUAUUUUUUCAUCCAUAGCGUCAAUAGACCUGUAUUAUUUGUACUCCUACCUUAGUAAAAAAUCUAUUUUUCAAGACUA
Messenger RNA from Homalodisca vitripennis (glassy-winged sharpshooter), 534 nucleotides. RefSeq lists its product as uncharacterized. The record is from RefSeq and is a predicted model, not a curated record. The coding region runs from base 127 to 456 and encodes 109 amino acids. NCBI's taxonomy places the organism in Eukaryota, Metazoa, Arthropoda, Insecta, Hemiptera, Cicadellidae. The transcript has 3 exons.